AUGGUUUCCCUCUGGUCUGGGAAGACCCCGUCAGACACGCCAACAACCAAAGACGUCCCGGAUGUUGCAGACACUGGCCUUGCAGAUAUCGGUUUGCCAGCUCCUCCCCAAACUACACCGCUUCCUGUAGGACGCCCUCAGCUCCAGCGGAACCAACCUGCGCCGCCGCCGCCGCACCAACCUCCGCCACCUCCAUCUCCGAAUGCAAACGACUCUCUCUCAUUGAUGCAGCUGCGGCGCAUUGUGUCCGAGUUCCCCAAGGCUGAUCCCAACCCUUAUGCAUUCACAUACACCGAUACGGCGAGUUUCGAGGAAGAGGUAGACGAGUGGUUCUCGUACAACGAUGCGGAAUACACCCGACUGCAAAAAGCGAGGGAUACGUUUGAGAGGAGGUGGAAUAAGGUAUCGGCUACGCCGUGGUCGGGGUCUGGAGACCGCUUAAAGUUCGUUGAGCGUGAAGUAAAUGGUCUACAUGCGACUGAUCUGCGGAGGCGCUGCAAGAGCCUGCAGACAAUCCUACACAUCAUCCUGGGAGUCUGGGACGAGAGCGCUGGUAUCAAGUCAGAUGAGGCUACGAAUACCAAGACGAAAGCCACCCCCAAACAUCUGGAACAGAUGAAGAAUGGACUAUCUCUAGUCGCAGAAGCUGGCGGCAUCUCGUCGAGCUUUCAAGUCUUGCAGAACGCAUUCAAUAUGCUCUGGGACGAUGAAUUCCGGGAGACGAAGGUGUUCGGAGAGGAUAUAGACUAUGUUCAGGACGAGAUCGAUAAUGUGACCACGGUCAUGUACUUGAUCAUAGAAGGAAUUCGCAAUGAUCCAAUUGGCUUAGCAUCUGCUCGAGAGAAGCUUUGUGUGUUGAUGUACCCAGCUGCCAAGACCAUACUGACUCGCAUAGUGGAAUUAAACGUGAUUUUUCUUCUGUUCUGGAAGUCGUUGUUAGUUGUUUUUGGUGGCACAUCCGAGAUUGAGCAUGUCAAAGACGCUACCAGCGAGCUGAGACAUGUCAAUGGCGACGGUGGCAAGCUCAUCACUGCAUCACCCUUAGAUUACCAUAUUUUCCGUCAGGAAAUCACCUCCAAAUACCCCGCUUAUACUCCGCCUCCACCUCUUCUACCUCUUGAGCCCGAUAAUAACUCUAUCCUUCCGCCACUUCCAAACAGACCCAGCAGAGCGAAUGGAUCUAACGGAAUCAUACCUCCACCGAUGAAUGUAAACAGUAGUGGAGCCUCGAUCCUUCAUCAACCUGUACAUAUAGCCACUCCCGCACCAUCGCCCCCUCCAUCCCCUCCUGUCGGAGGCAAGGCCGGUAAGAAGCAGAAUUACCAGACCAACCAGAACUUUCCGUUCAUGUACCCACCCUUGGACAGCACUAGUAGUACCGCUGGAGGAUCGGGUGCGGCUGGCUUGCAAGGACAGCUCGUUGGGCGAAAAUGGGAGGGAAGCGAUAUACCCAAGUCGAUUCUUGAAGCUGGAGACCUGUUCGCAAAACGGAUGCGUAUGACAAGGGCCAUGCGACAGCUGUGGGACGAGCGAGAGAGAUACCUGAAGUUUGAGCGAGGCUGGGACGCGAAUGAUGAUGACAUUGAAGAGCUUGAUCUGGAUACCAUCCUGUCCCAGAAGCUUUCACUUCAAAAAACCAAACCCAUCAAGCCUGAAGUCGAUUACGGCCCUAACUGCGAUGUUGGCGAGGAUGCAAAGAAGAAACUUGAUAUGGUGGAGCAGUUAUAUCAAGAUUCGUUGCCCUAUCUGCAGUCAUUAGUGAUAGUGACGCUAAAGGCUGUCCUGUGGAAUGUGACAGCACUCAUAAGCCAACCUGCGGGACAGCAGCAAGGUCAAGCACCUUCAUUCCGAGCCGACGGAGACCAGCGUGGCAACGGACCGCAAGGGCCGAACCGGCAGCAAGAUCCAGCAAGUAUUCCACUCCCAAACACCGUCGAUGUUUCCGAGCUGCCGAUUGAAGAGGUCGAGGCGAUGCGAUCAGGAGAAAUUACAGCAAAAGCUGUGUCUGGAAUCCUGCUCAUUUUGUUGAAAUGGUUCAAGGUUUCACAUAUCUUGAAAUUUGAGUAUCUCACUCAGCUUUUACUGGACUCGAAUUAUCUCCCCUUGGUGCUUAAGCUCUUCGCUCACCAGGACAUCGAGAAGGUAGUUGACAUCAGAACAGAUCGCGAUGAGAUGAGCUUUUUCGCUUUCUGCAACGCCCACAGCAAAAAUGCCCCUGUCGAGUCCGAUCUCAUGGGCCUCGAAGCCUCUGAAGGAAGCGAAGACGAUGCCGUACCCCCUGAUAUCAAGCUUAGCCGCGAGCACACCGCGGGUGCCGAGGAUAAACUUCCUGCUCUUGCAUUCCAAGAAGGUCAGCACGCCGCCAAACGCGAGCCGCUCGAGAAUUGCGAGCUGGGUUACCCACCAACCGAGCCACCAUACUCUCAAGAACCCAUCACCGACUUCUCGUGGCGCAACUUUUACUCGUCAAUCAACUUCCUACGCAUCAUGCAGAAAAUCUGCAAGGAUAAGACGCACCGUAAUUUACUGCUCGUGCAGUACAAGUCAUCGAACAUUAUGAAGAAAUUGCUCAAGGUCCCGCAGCCCGAACUCAGACUGUACACCCUGAAACUUUUCAAGAACCAAGUCCCGUACUGUGGGCGAAGAUGGAGACAAGGUAACAUGCGCGUAAUCACCGCCGUAUACCUUCACUGCCGCCCGGAACUGCGAGAUGAUUGGCUGGCUGGUAGUGAUGUCGAUGCGGAGGUUGAAGAGGCGCUGCCGCUGGAGCAGGCACUACGUGCGCUGACACAUUGGCAUAAUAUCAAGAGGUACCCGGGGCAGAUGGGCGCGGACACCAAGCUGCUCGAGGAGGAACACGAUUUCUUCGUAAGGGAGCUCGAGAGGAUGGAGUUUAUCGAGGAAUGUUACGAAGGGGAGGGUGUGGCGGAUAAUGCCUAUGACGGACCCUCUGGACGCCAGCAACUUGGGCUGGAGUACGGGGUGCCAUUGCCGAGGACAUCGGGGAUACCGAAAGAGGAAGGCACGUUAUGGUCGCGGGUGGAUGGAUUCUCAUCAGCCGCUCGCGCGCAUCUAGCGCCCGCCGGCCCAUCGCUGACUCUUUCUUUACUCGUGCUCUCCCGGACCCCAGAAUAUCAGAACAUCAGAACAUCAGAACAUCUUUGGCAAGAAUACUUAGUGGCAAACAUCAACACUUCUAGCAUGUCAGAACCAGCGGAAGAGCGGAGUCGGCUUACGCCCGAAAAGAUGAAGUUGGACGAGCUUCGACGCCAGAGACUCGAAGCGAGCAUCCUCUUAUCCAAGCUCGAUAUGGAGAUUUACAACCUCGAGCACGCCGACAAGAACCUCGAGACGUUUCAGUCGGAGCUCCCCGACUGCGACCAGUCACUCUUUCCUCAACCCCUGAUCAAGCUGAACUCGUUUACUUAUUUCUCGCAACUUAUCCCUGAGCUCCGGCAGAUGGUCUGGGAGGAAGCCAUGCCCGGCCGCCGAAUCAUUGAUUACAGGCCCCGGCCAAAACAUAAGCGUGCGAAGAAGUGGUAUCGUCGGAGACAUGACUUGAAUAUACCCAUCAUAUUCCAUAUCAACUCGGAGAGUAGAGAUGUGGCUAAAAGGCACUACGUCAAUCGUAGAACAGUGGAACCUUGGAAAGCGGAUCGAACGGAGAUCUUUAUGAAUCCCACCGUAGACCAAAUUUGCAUCGGCCAUAUGCAGCUGUUCUACGGCAAACCCGCCCCCCACCAAGCUCCCAGAUUCCAAGCCUCGCCUUUGACCGACGCCAUCUCGUCUCUCGAAGUACGAGAUAUCGGUCGGAGGGAGGUCAGUUGGAGUCUGUUCUUAAACACCACUAUGCUGGCCGCCAAUCCCACCCUCCGUGCCUUCCGCGGACUCAGACACCUGCACCUUAUCGCGAGCAAAGGUUUCGACUUCAGCGAUGAACGUCUCCAAACGCAGGAUUUCGUCAGACUCGUCCUGGUGCUCGUCAAUCGCUCCGCUGCCGCACGAAAGUCGCCUGUGGACCCCGAGAUCAUCCUCCACGACUGGCGCCCUUGCAAGCCACGCUCUGACCACGACCAUCUCCACGAGGCCGCGAUUCCGUACCCGUGGAACGGCCGGCUACCCAAGGCUCUGGAAAACGCUGGUGGAGAGCCCAUCCACAGCACAGCUUCGGGCUGGCGGAAGGAAAGUGUCAUGGGAGAGGGCUCUAAGGCAAGCAUCACGUUGAAGAGUAUAUCUGCAUAUGCCACGUCUGCUAUCGCAGAUCCUAAGAAUUUGGCUAUCUCGGUUGCUUCUUUUGUCCGAUCGACUGUUUCGUCUAUCUACACUUUCCUCAACUCUACGUCUUCCGCGAGCUCAACGGCUUACCCAACGGCAUCCUCAUCAUCCAGCUCCCUCUUCUUAACGCAACCGCAAACUCUACCAAGGUCAGACCAACGGCCUACUCGCUAUCCAGCUCUUUCGGCUGCUCAACCACAACGUCAAUUAGGUCAGUAUCUAUCUACCCUUAUACAUCUCGACGCCUUGGACUCGGCAUCACGUUCUGGCAGCCGCCCUUCUAUUCCAUUCCCACUCACUGCUCGUCUGAAAGAGUGUGAGGCAGCGGAGAAGAACAUGAAUGAAGCAUGA
This is a messenger RNA of Drepanopeziza brunnea f. sp. 'multigermtubi' MB_m1, 4626 nucleotides long. NCBI's taxonomy places the organism in Eukaryota, Fungi, Ascomycota, Leotiomycetes, Helotiales, Drepanopezizaceae. The record is from RefSeq and is a predicted model, not a curated record.